Messenger RNA from Brienomyrus brachyistius, 2048 nucleotides. RefSeq lists its product as uncharacterized. The record is from RefSeq and is a predicted model, not a curated record. The transcript has 3 exons. The coding region runs from base 1023 to 1979 and encodes 318 amino acids. Lineage: Eukaryota; Metazoa; Chordata; Actinopteri; Osteoglossiformes; Mormyridae.
UACGCGGCACAUGUGCUAUAGUCCUCAGAGAGGGUGGGAGAUGGGGGCAUUGUGCAAGGCCAGUCCCCAGGGCAUUCUGGUUAAUGUUGCAUCAUCUGAGCACCAUAACUGUUCCCUGAGGGAAUAAAGGUAGCAAUCAAAUCAAAGGUACUCACAGAGACCAGUGCAUGCAGCCUGUAUCGAUGUGAACUGAUGAAAAGUUUCACUCAUUUCUCAAUUUAUGGGUGUGCGAGUGUGAUUUACACACACACACACACACACACACACACACACACACACACACACACACACACACACACACACACAUCCAUAUAUUAUAUAUAUAAAGGUCACUUGAUUCAUGAGAAACUUUUGGAUAAUUAACAGUCAUCUCCAGCAUUAGCAUGUCGCUUCCGUCCUCUACCUGGCUGGUUUGUGGUGACAUGGACAUUCCCAGUGUCUCCUGCCUCACCUUAUUCUUGUGUUCUGCUGUCUUAGAAAUUUUGAAUGUGGAAGCAGCCUGCUGCUCAGUGUAGCCUUCUGCCAGCAGAACCACGAUUAAACCAGGAUUUAAAAAUACAGAUUUGUUUAAAAAUAUAGAAUGGUCUCAAUUUUUUACACAGUUCAAUGUGUAUAUUUUAGGCGAAUUUCUGUGAGAAAUACAAUGGAGGUUUAUGGGUCCAAACAUGCCUGAGUCUUAUCACUUUGGUUUUAGUUUUGUUACACUUGUAACCUUGGAGACCUGGAACAUCUCUGCCUGGCAGGUUGGCCAACAAAGCAUGGUCUAAGUUUUUAUGAAUGUCAUGCAUCAGGGAAACCAAAUUGACUUAGGAAAUGGGAGAGAUGCCCGUGCAUCCCUUCUCUAUGGCAGGGAUAUAACUGAAUUACUGUCUUCCCCUUACAAGUGUGCGGCUACACAACGGGUCAUUACACAGAGCUUAAGUGACCUUAUUAAAUCAACCGAAUGAACUGAGAAAUCCAAUCAAGAGUCCCGAUUAUUUAAUUGGAAAGAAUUUGAAUGCUUGAGAUACUUUUUUUUUACAAUGCUCGCUGGUGCAUCAGCAAAUAAGGAGACUGAGUUAAUUGUGGGGAAGAACAGUUUUAGUUUCAGCAGAGGUCAUUGGCCGUUUAGGUGCAGAAGCCAGAGACAUCCAGAAAUCGGCAGAGGUCAUUGGCCGUUUGGGCGCAGAAGGCAGAGAGACCCAGAAAUCGGCAGAGGUCAUUGGCCGUUUGGGCACAGAAGGCAGAGACAUCCAGAAAUCAGCAGAGGUCAUUGGCCGUUUGGGUGCAGAAGGCAGAGAGACCCAGAAAUCGGCAGAGGUCAUUGGCCCUCUGGGUACAGAAGGCAGAGAGACCCAGAAAUCGGCAGAGGUCAUUGGUUUUUUGGGUACAGAAGGCAGAGGGACCCAGAAAUCGGCAGAGGUCAUUGGCCCUGUGGGUGCAGAAGGCAGAGAGACCCAGAAAUCGGCAGAGGUCAUUGGCCCUGUGGGUACAGAAGGCAGAGAGACCCAGAAAUCGGCAGAGGUCAUUGGUUGUUUGGGUACAGAAGGCAGAGGGACCCAGAAAUCGGCAGAGGUCAUUGGCCCUGUGGGUGCAGAAGGCAGAGAGACCCAGAAAUCGGCAGAGGUCAUUGGCCCUGUGGGUGCAGAAGGCAGAGAGACCCAGAAAUCGGCAGAGGUCAUUGGCCGUUUGGGUGCAGAAGGCAGAGAGACCCAGAAAUCGGCAGAGGUCAUUGGCCCUCUGGGUACAGAAGGCAGAGAGACCCAGAAAUCGGCAGAGGUCAUUGGUUUUUUGGGUACAGAAGGCAGAGAGACCCAGAAAUCGGCAGAGGUCAUUGGCCCUGUGGGUACAGAAGGCAGAGAGACCCAGAAAUCGGCAGAGGUCAUUGGUUGUUUGGGUACAGAAGGCAGAGGGACCCAGAAAUCGGCAGAGGUCAUUGGCCGUUUGGGCGCAGAAGGCAGAGAGACCCAGAAAUCAGGUUAAACCAUAAACACACCUGAUGGAAAGGUCUCAAGCAAUAUAUGAAUGGCUUUGUUGUUCCUAUCAGCCUUUAAACCUCAAUAUUCAUA